This is a messenger RNA of Carlito syrichta (Philippine tarsier), 1593 nucleotides long. RefSeq names its product G protein-coupled receptor 6 (gene GPR6). Gene Ontology annotation, biological process: G protein-coupled receptor signaling pathway. The record is from RefSeq and is a predicted model, not a curated record. Lineage: Eukaryota; Metazoa; Chordata; Mammalia; Primates; Tarsiidae. Bases 100 to 1068 code for a protein of 322 amino acids. Gene Ontology annotation, cellular component: membrane. Gene Ontology annotation, molecular function: sphingosine-1-phosphate receptor activity. The transcript has 3 exons.
UCAGUCCGCGCGGGGAACGCAGCCCGGCGCCCCUCCACGGCGCCCAUGACCAGCGACCUCCUGCGGUGCUGACUCCCCAGGGUGCGACGUCCGGCCGCGAUGAACGCCAGCGCCGCCUCUCUCAACGAGUCCCAGGUGGUGGCGGCGGCGGCCGAGGGAGCGGCGGCGGCGGCGGCCACGGCAGCGGGGACGCCCGACACCCGCGAAUGGGGGCCCCCGGCGGCGGCAGCGGCGCUGGGAGGCGGCGGCGCGCUGGUGGUGGCCCUCAUCGCGUCCACGCCGGCGCUGCGCACGCCCAUGUUCGUGCUGGUGGGCAGCCUGGCCACCGCUGACCUACUGGCGGGCUGCGGCCUCAUCCUGCACUUCGUAUUCCAGUACGUGGUGCCCUCGGAGACCGUGAGCCUGCUCACCGUGGGCUUCCUCGUGGCCUCCUUCGCCGCCUCGGUCAGCAGCCUGCUGGCCAUCACGGUGGACCGCUACCUGUCCCUCUACAACGCGCUCACCUACUACUCGCGCCGGACCCUGCUGGGCGUGCACCUGCUGCUGGCCGCCACCUGGACCGUGUCCCUCGGCCUCGGGCUGCUGCCGGUGCUCGGCUGGAACUGCCUGGCCGAGCGCGCCGCCUGCAGCGUGGUGCGCCCGCUGGCGCGCAGCCACGUGGCGCUGCUCUCCGCCGCCUUCUUCGCGGUCUUCGCGGUCAUGCUGCACCUAUACGUGCGCAUCUGCCAGGUGGUCUGGCGCCACGCGCACCAGAUCGCGCUGCAGCAGCACUGCCUGGCGCCGCCCCACCUCGCCGCCACCAGGAAGGGCGUGGGCACGCUGGCCGUGGUGCUGGGCACCUUCGGAGCCAGCUGGCUGCCCUUCGCCAUCUACUGCGUGGUGGGCAGCCACGAGGACCCGGCUGUCUACACCUACGCCACGCUGCUGCCCGCCACCUACAACUCCAUGAUCAACCCCAUCAUCUACGCCUUCCGCAACCAGGAGAUCCAGCGCGCCCUGUGGCUGCUGUUCUGCGGCUGUUUCCCGUCCAAAGUGCCCUUCCGCUCCAGGUCGCCCAGUGAGGUCUGAAGGGCUCCUCCGUGUCCUCUCGCCAGCGCCACACGCCCAGCACGCCAGUCCCCGGCGAGCUUCUAGGUGCCCGCCGUGGCACUCUGAGACCCCAGAGGUGUGGACCUGACUUUGGAAGACGGAGGAAAUGAACAUAAACGCAACAAGCUUGCAAGGACAAAGAGGCUGGUUGGCACUUUAUAUAUACAGUGUAUACAUGUGUACAUAUAUAUACAAAUAUUUGUAUCUUCUGGAGGUGUGCAGAAUGUGGCGCUUCCUGUUCUGUGAAAAACAACGACAACAAAAAGAUGUGGUUGUAAACUCCGAUUGUACAUCACAUGUGUCAAGUGAAGACAUUUCAGUACUGCUUAAUUAUAGCACUUUAUUUUUAGCUGCUGAAUUGCCAAAACAGUGUUGCCAUUUUCCAGGGCAGGGGAAAGGGAGAGAAAAGGUGUAUUUUUGUUGUAUGUGAUAGAAUAUUUUGCUGCACAUGCAUCAACAAAUUACAACAUAUUUUGUACACAAAUAAACUCAUUAUAAAAUGUC